AUGGAGAGGGCGAUCAAAGGGAAUGGACUCACGUCCCAUAUUGACAGAGUAACCGAACCUCCCCCUCGAUCGGACCCAUCCUACCACAAGUGGCAACAACGAGACCACACUGUCUUCAACUGGAUUAUCAAUAACAUUGAAGCCGACCUGGUCAAUGAAGUGUCGCAAUACGCAACGGCGAAUGACCUAUGGGAGGGCCUUGCCGUCACGUAUGGCAGCGGCGCGGACCCUUUCCAGGUCUAUGACCUGCACAGACAAACUGAUGCCAUCAAGCAAGAAGGAAUGUCAUUAGAAGCAUUAUGGCAAAAACUACAAGGAUUGUGGAUCUCGAUUGAUCGACGGGAACCCAAUCCCAUGGAGGGAGAGGUCGCAUCGGCAAUCCAAUAG
Salvia splendens (bonfire salvia) is the source of this 387-nucleotide messenger RNA. RefSeq lists its product as uncharacterized. Lineage: Eukaryota; Viridiplantae; Streptophyta; Magnoliopsida; Lamiales; Lamiaceae. The transcript has a single exon. The record is from RefSeq and is a predicted model, not a curated record. Bases 1 to 387 code for a protein of 128 amino acids.